This is a messenger RNA of Betta splendens (Siamese fighting fish), 5053 nucleotides long. RefSeq names its product centrosomal protein of 128 kDa-like. NCBI's taxonomy places the organism in Eukaryota, Metazoa, Chordata, Actinopteri, Anabantiformes, Osphronemidae. The transcript is spliced from 25 exons. Bases 432 to 3611 code for a protein of 1059 amino acids. The record is from RefSeq and is a predicted model, not a curated record.
CACUUCCCGGCAUGCCGCGAGGCAGCCACCGUCUGUUGUUUUCCUAAGGAGACGCGGCUAGUUUAAGUUGCCAUAGCAGAGAGGGUGUUUCUGCUAGCUAGCACGCCUAAAGCGCCACGCCAGCGCCGCUUGUGUACUGUUUUAGGGUGUUAGCAUGCCCUUGGUCCUUUUAUGUUGGACGAAUGCAACGCCGUGUUGCUUUAGCUGUAGUGCCACAUGGCUAAAUUAGUUGGCUAACGUUUCAUUAGCUAGCUAGCUAGCUAAGGGUUACUAUAGUGAGUUGGCACUUGUUGCUAGCUAGGAGGAACAUCAAUCACAACAAUGUCCAGGACUGUGAUUGAUUGUGUGAGCUGCCGUUUGUAUUUAACAUAAUUAAUCUUAUUUAUCCAGCCAGACACUGUCACCAAACUUUGGGACCAUUGCCCUAAACUAUGGACACUUCCAGCGAAUCGGAGUCGUACAGCAGGAUGCGGGGACACAGGCCUCGGGGGCGUGAAGCCCACCGAAGACCUGGCCGGAACAGGACGAGAGCUAGUGGCAGCGCAGGCGAUGCUCCAGUUGCAGACAUUUCAGAAAAGAUUAGCACCUUGGCAAACACUCUGCAGGACACUAGUAAAAACCUGACCAAAGUAGAUCAGAUGCUAGGCCAGUACAGGGAGCAUACAGACGACCAGGCUGAAGCCAUGGCACUGCUCAGAGAAAACCUGGAGGAGUCGAUAAGUCAGCUGCAGACACAGAGACUGGGCAGACCCAGUGGUGCCAAGAGUGCUUCCGCCUCAACCCUGCGUACCAGUGACUUGGAGGCUUCCUCGGGAUCAGGGACUACGGAAGACCAGCGUUUCCAUCCUACCUCUCCACUGAAAGACUAUACAGUCCCCCCAGGGAGAAGGAAGAGGUCUCAGUCUGCUGGCGUUCGCUUCAAGGAUGCCAGUCUGACAGGACAGGAUAUUCAUACUUUGCACCAAUCCCUGAGGGAUCUGCGCUGUGACCAGCAGAGGCUGUCAUGUGACCUGGAUAGAGAAAUCCUCAGGAGAAAUCGGUCUGAAAUUGACACCAGGCGGGCAAUGGAAAGCCUCACAGAGCACAUGACAACUUCCCAGCGACAUGACUCGGUGUCAUCUCGCGUGGAGCGACGUCUGCAGGAGCUGGAGCGAGAGAUGCACACAGACAGAGAGAGAAGGCCUGAGCAGCAUGUGGCCAUGUCUCAGGAGCUGCAGGAGGCGUUAGGAAGGCGCCAGGUACAAACAUCUGAGAAAGAUGACGUGACAGACAGACUGCUGAAAGCCGAGCGAGAGAAGUACAAGAUGGAGCAGGAGCUUGAAAGAGCUAGAAGACUACUGCAACAGUCAGAGGAUAGCAGAGAGUCCCUUGUUCAACAGGUGGACGACAUGCGUGGUGAGCUGCAGAGGACGAAGAAGGAGAAGACGGAGCUUCAGAGGGCCCGGUUGGAAACUUUUCAGCCCACUGCUCAGCCACAUGGCAGACACAGUGACAGAGAAGAGGGGAGAGGUGGACUGUGUGGGCCAGAUCGAUUGGAGCUGGAAAAAGAAGUGGCAGAUCUGCGAGUCCAGCUGUGCAAGGCAUCAGUUCUCAGUGAAGUUGAAGAUCUGAAAAGGGUUCUGGACCGUAAAGAGAAGGAGAAGGUGCAGCUCAGUGUGAAGGUGGAGGAAUUGUCAUUAGACCUUGCACGGCGGGAACAACAGCAACUACAAAUGCUUGAACAGUUGAAAGACAUACAGUCAUCCUUUCAGAGCCGAGGGCAGGCAGAAAGGAGGGAGAUAGAGGAGUUACUUCACGAGAGCACGCGGAGCAGAGACGAAUUGAAGACCAGGGCUCAGGAGGCUGUGCGCCAGUGGAGGGCAAAGUGCAGGAGACUGCAGAAGGAGCUAGAGGAGGCAAAGGCCCAGGCUCAGUUUCAUACGGAGAAGGCCUCCCAGGCAGCCAGGGAAAAGGAGAGCUCUCAGGCCCAGAUGAAGGCGCUGAGCCAGCAGACCGAGGCGGCCCGCAGGGAACUUGCUGAAAUCCUAGGCCGUUUGGCCCGGCGCGAGGAAGAACUCCGCUGCAAAGAUGUAGAGCUGUCCGAGACCCGCCAGCGCCAGUUGUCAUUGGAGCAGGAAAUCCAGCAGGUGAGGGAGACUUCAGCUGUGCUGGAGGAAGAGACUCGGCGCCAGGAAAGCAUCCAAGCAAGACUAAGAGAAGAGAACCAGAGGCUGGAGGAGCGGGCUGACGUCCAAGCCCGCCGUUGUCAGAGAGACCAGGACACACAGGCCGAACUUCAGGGUUCCCUGAAGCAGAUGACCUCAGCUCACGCCCAGCUAGUGCAGAGGUUAGCGGAGGAAGAGAGUUCUAGGAAGGAGCUCCAGAAGACUGCUUUGGAGGUGCAGGCUAGGCUGGCAGUGGUGCAGGAGGAGCGGGCCACCCUCAGUGAACAGCUGCGUCUAGAGAGAGAGGUGCAUCUGAAGGAGCUGCAGAGCAUGAAGUCGAUGGGAGACAACAGGCAGCAGAAGGACCGGGAAAUGCAGGACAUGCUCAAGCUCUGCUGUCAGGAGCGAGAUGAAACUCAAGCACUGCUAAUGGAGGUCAAGGCAGAUGCAGCGUCAGACAAGGAGCUGUGUGGGGCGCUGCGCAUCAAGUUGGACAGGAUGAAGGAUGAGUGUGAUAAGCUGGCAGCACAGCUGAACACAAAGGGCGAGGCACACGCACUUCUCCUCAGAAAAUACCAGACUCUCAAACAGGAAAUGGAUGAAAAACUUAGGUCCAGUGAGCGGAGACGUGCUUCUGAGUCGGAGCUGGAGCAGAAGCUGUUGCGGAUGGAAGCAGAACAAGAGAUAAUCCUUACCUCCAUCGGUGAGGAACUAGAUGUAGCCUGCUGCACCCUCGCUAUGGACAGUGAAGACAAACUGCAGGCUAUUUCCCAGAAACCUGGAUUAGUCAAAGACCCCCACCUCUGGUUAGCUGAGACCAAGACCAAGUUACGCUGGCUGUGUGAGGAGGUGCGGGAAGGCGGCAUGAGAGAACAACGCCUGAGGAAGCAGCACCAGCAGACCAGGGAUCAGUUAAAAGGCCUCAGGCAGAGCCGGGACUCGGAGCAGGCGACUCUGCUAGAGCGCUUGGACCAACAGGAGAAGCUGCUGCACUCCCUCAGCACUGAAAAGAAAGAGCUGUUGGAGAGAAGUCGGAGAAAGGAGGAAGAAAUGAGGAGCCUUCAGGAUCGUGUUUUGGAUCUCGAGAUGAACACAAGAGUCGCCCUGGAUCACCUGGAGUCCAUUCCAGAGAAACUGUGUCUGAUGGAGAACUUUAGAGACUUGGAGGAGUCCCAGCGGCAGAGGGAGAUUGUAGAGCAGCGCUACACCAAAUACAAAGAGAUUGUCUGGGAUCUGCAGCACCAGCUGGACGAGUCCAAACGCAGAAUCCAAGAGUACCGGGAUGAGAAGCUGGACGCCACAUCCAGGACUCUGAAACUGGCUGCUCUGUCCUCUUCCAUCAAUGGCCAUAGCACAUUCCUAAGCAGCUCCCUGAGAUCAGACGCACUGUCAGCUCCUCUCAAACAUAUGACCAGCUCAGACUUGGAUGACUCUGCAGUGAACGGGGCCAAACAUUUCGAAGAUUAGCUCAACCCUCAAGUGAACCUUUAUCUCAAUCUACACCCGCACAUAAUGCUUUCCAUAGUCCUUUACUUGAACCCUAACCAUCACAACUAAAGGCAGACGUCUCACCUUUGCUCUAAUCCGAACCAAAACUCAAUUGUAACCUCGGCCCUAAAAUCACAUCUUGACCCUCAAACAAGCCUUUGGACUGGUGGGGACCUUCCAAGUGUCCCCACGUUGUCCUCACCUUGAUAGCAAAAACAUGGUUUAUGGAAAAAUAUGUACACACACACUCCAGCUGAUGCUACCUGGCUGGUUCCCAUCCACAAAACAACUCUACCGUAAUAGGAGGCCUUGCACUAAACACUUCCUCAACACCUCAGAAGCAAUAAUAAAGUUGUUUGAGAGCAGAAGGGUGAAACAGAUUAGGUUUGGUAAACACUUUGAAGGAGAACUCAUGAGCUUAUACACUGUGAAGGUGUGUUUACUGUACUGUAAGUGUUUAAGCUAUUCAUAUGAACCUGAGUUGAAUGUAUUUUAAUGUGGACAGUAAAUGCUUUACUUUUACACUUCUUGCCAAUGCUCCAACAUUUUGAUAUGCAACUUCAAUUGUGAACCUGCUUCCUAUAUGGUUCUGGUUUAGUGGGUGCCAGUAAACAAAUGGUAAUGAACUUUCAUCUGUCUGUCAUUGUUAAGUAAGUGUGGUACUUACAUUUACUCCCCUACCUACAACAAGCUGAAACUCAGUAAAGUUUUCCUUUUAACAGCUCAACAGCUGUUUAAAAAAUAGUUUCAUCAUGACCGGUGUGUAAAGUGACUCCACACAAACUGGUGCCUUUGGAACACAAUGCAGUUAUUUUUUUACAAACACACUUUAAAGGUGCUUCAUCAUGACUUUGUGGCAGCUCUUUGUAUGUCUCACCAUCACUUUUAAUGUACUGAGCAAUUUAUCACUUUUUGUUUUGGGCAUGACUGUGUAUAUUUAUAAAAAGAUGACUAUGUUCUAUAAAAUAUGAAGAAAAUGUAUACACUGAAUAAAUCCCCAUGCAGCUAAAUGCCUGCCUGGUUUUACAAGAACACUUCAGUCCCUCUUCAUUUCAAGAGGCUCCAGCUACUAUGACCUAUUUUUCACAUCUUACUCUACUGUGGCAUAAUUUAGAGGACAUACUAUCAUGUUUGCUCAUAUCACCUAUCAUUUGAAGGACAACCUAAACUAUGGCCUAAUUUGCACAUACAGUACUACAGUAUGGCAUAUUUGUUACAUCAUACUAAACUAUGUACUAAACUAUAUAUGUGUGUUAUUUUGUAUAUUCCUAUUUGAUUUAGUUUAUAAUUAUUUUUUGUUAUGUAUUUUACAGUUUUGGUAAUAUUUACCAGUUGUUUUCUAAUUAUUGAAGCAGCAGAGAGUAUUUGUUUGCUUUUAUGUUGUUGUUUUUUUUGUAAAAUCAAAGGGUUUGAAUUUAAAA